Thalassophryne amazonica is the source of this 2498-nucleotide messenger RNA. RefSeq names its product mical-like 2a (gene micall2a). The coding region runs from base 89 to 2392 and encodes 767 amino acids. NCBI's taxonomy places the organism in Eukaryota, Metazoa, Chordata, Actinopteri, Batrachoidiformes, Batrachoididae. The record is from RefSeq and is a predicted model, not a curated record. The transcript is spliced from 17 exons. Gene Ontology annotation, molecular function: protein binding.
GCGCGUCACGGUCAAACCCUGAAGACGGUUUGUUUAGUGGCUCAGUUUCCUGGAGCUUGGAGUUUGGGGUGUUUUUCUGUGUCGGACGAUGGCUGCCAUCAAGGCUUUGGAGCUGUGGUGCAAAAUGCAGUGCGACGGCUACAGAGACGUGACCAUCAGCAACAUGACCACUUCGUUCAAGAGCGGUUUGGCGUUCUGUGCGCUCAUCCACAAGUACAGACCGGACCUGAUAAAUUAUGACUCACUGAAAAAGGAGGAUGUGUUUGAGAACAACACAUUGGCUUUCAGAGUUGCAGAGGAGAAGUUGGGAAUCCCGGCUUUGUUAGAUGCAGAAGACAUGGUGGCAUUAAGAAUCCCAGACAGGCUCAGCAUUCUGACGUACGUCUCACAGUACUACAACUACUUCAAAGGACACCCUUCCAUGGGAGGUGUGAAAAGGCCAGCAGAGGGCUCCAAAGAGGAGCCAUCAGAGAAGAAAAAUCUCCCAGUGACUGCCAAAACCUUUGUGAGGACACCGACCAGUGUAGACAGUUUACCUGCUCCAAUUACAACCCAAACGUCACCCACUGCUGCCAAAGAUCCUGUUCAAGAGGUGGUUCUGGGAGGAAGCGCCAACAAAAAUGGGACUCUCAACAGCAAAUGUGUUGCAUGCAAGACGCAUGUUCAUCUGGUUCAGAGGCAUUUUGUGGAUGGCAAGCUCUACCACCGAAGCUGUUUCAAAUGCAGCGAGUGCUCCAGCGUGCUCCACGCAGGAGGCUACAAAGCCGGGAAGGAGCCAGACACCUUCAUCAGUAACGGCCACCAGAACAAAUCUCCCCCCUGUGAGGCUAGGACCAAAUCCGGACCUGCCGGCUCAGCUGUGCGACCAGAUAGUGCCAACCAGUCCCAGCCAGCUCCACGCCCCACUUCUGUGCUGUCGGCUCCAGUCAAUGUUGUUGUGAAGCCAGUCAGUCCAGGUCCACCAUCUCAGUCCUGGACAGCCUCGGCCCAGAAGACACAAGCAGCCCGGCAGAGGUUUUUCCAGGCUACGCCACCAAUCACAGAGGGUUCAACGGGUAAUGGGAAACUCACCGAUCCAGGUAACAUUUCAGGGAAAUCAAAGGUCACACUGAUUCCUGAGAAUGGGAAGAGUGUGACGGCAAUGCCUCAAAAGAACCUAGCGGAGAAAAACUGCAACAAUAACAACAGACGUCCAUUCACCAUCCGAUCUGCGGAGAGACGGUUUGGAGAUGAGCCAAGAUCACAUGGCAGCUUGAGUUUGAGAAAGAACACAAGCAGCCAAAGAGCAGCAGGAUCCCGAGGAGGACAGCUGUCCACCAGCCAGACCAACAGUAUGGAGUCUUCGUGUCUGAAACCCGUCAGCAAAGACAGCACAAGGCCAACAAGUGUGCACACGCCAGUCAAAGAUCCCGUCUGUCCACCGUCGCAACCGCUGCUCACACCUGUGAAAUGUGAAGCAGCAAUAAGAAUAAGUGAAGCUGCACCCUGUCCUCAGCAACUUGAUCCUGGAUCCAUUUCCGUGACUUCAUCAAAUGUCUCUGUCACUACAAUAAAGCCUCCGCCGGCUCCGCCACCUGCAGUAUCUCCAGUUAGCAGUGCACCUGUUCAGACUGCACAACUGAAUGAAUCAUCUCCUCCAAAAUCUGUCUCUAAAAGCCCAGGUGUUAAACGUAGAAGUCACUCGCCUGUGAAAUCCGCACCCGGGCAGCUAGCAGCAGAAUCUAUUAGCGUUUCACCGACUGCUCCAGCCAAUCAUGGAAAUCCCUCAGGCAGUUUUUCCUCAGGUGCUAAAAAGGGAAAGUAUUUGUCACCCACCAACGCCUUCAGGACUGAAAUGAGGUCACCCUCUGUGAAGUCUUAUCGGGUCCCGCUGGAGCAGAUUGAGCGGGAGCUGAAUGAUAUCGAGACAAACUUAGCUCACUUGGAGAAGGAAGGCGUGGAGCUGGAAAAAAAACUCCGCAGCUGCGAGGAAGAGGGAGACGGGGACAUAUUAAUGGAGCCACUAAUGGUUGACUGGUUCAACCUCAUCAGACAGAAGCAGAUGUACAUCAGGAAGGAAUCGGAGCUGGUCUACAUAGCUCAGACUCUGGAGCUGGAGCGGCAGCAGCCAGGUGUGGAGUGGGAACUUCGCCGGCUGCUGGAGAAACCAGAUCAUUUAAAGACCACAGAGGAGCGACAGCAGGAGAAGAAACUGCUGCAGAGACUCGUGGAGAUUGUGGACGGCAGGAAUGCGAUCGUGGAUGGGCUGGAUGAAGACAGGCUGAGGGAAGUGGAAGAGGAUAAGCAGCUAAAUGAAAUGAUGCAAAAUCUCAGAGUAAAGAAAUCGAAAAACAAGAGGAAAUCGUCGUUCUCAAAACUGUUCAGGCGGAGAAGUAAAAGACAAGUUGAAUGACCAUGAGGACAGUUUUAUCUGUAAUAACUGCUGUGUCUUUUAACAGCAUUUUAAAUACUGUGUUCUGAAUGUAUUUGUGAAGUACCCCCUCCCCACUCUUAUUUAA